Messenger RNA from Lodderomyces theae, 1896 nucleotides. It is a transcript of the gene WBP1, whose product is annotated as dolichyl-diphosphooligosaccharide-protein glycotransferase. Lineage: Eukaryota; Fungi; Ascomycota; Pichiomycetes; Serinales; Debaryomycetaceae. The transcript has 2 exons. The coding region runs from base 1 to 1896 and encodes 631 amino acids. The record is from RefSeq and is a predicted model, not a curated record. Gene Ontology annotation, molecular function: GTPase activity; GTP binding. Gene Ontology annotation, cellular component: endoplasmic reticulum membrane; oligosaccharyltransferase complex.
AUGUUGUCCUUUAUAUAUAUAACACUUGCAAUAUUGUUUCUGACCAUUGUCAAUGCGGCCACGGUGUCAAAUAAGGACUUUGCUUUGGUCAUGUACGAUCCAGCCUUGAUUCCAUUAAACGAUUCAAGUGCCACGCUAUCUGGAGAGCUCACCCAACUAAUUACUUUUUUAAACAUCCACUACGAUACAACCCUUAGCCCAUACAGUGAUGACGAAGUACUGUUGUUUUAUGAUGAUUACCCAAGAUUCGAUCAUUUGGUUCUACUUCCAUCGCUGAAGAAGGCAAUUGGUGCCAAGUCAGGUUUAAAUCAGCAUCAAUUGUUGAGAUUCAUCAACGAAGGUGGUAAUGUUUUUGCCGUGGGAGGAUCGGAGGCUGCAUUGCCUGAAGGAAUCAGAAUUUUUUUGAAUGAAAUAGGUAUCCACCCAGCUCCAAAGGGAUACAAGUAUAUUGAUCAUUUCAACUCCAAAGAUGGAGUUGUUGAGUUGAAGAAUGAAAACUUGAUUGCAAAUAACAGAAUAGUGGACAAUUUAGGCGCCACCAAGUAUACAGGUAGUGCCGCAUUGAUUUCGAAUAAUGAAUUGAUCCAGCCAAUUGUAAAAUCUACCAAGACUGGCUAUACCAAUAAAGCUGGCCAAGUAAUGAGCGACGAAUUCACCUGGACUUUUGGUGAACAAGGAUUUUUGGCAGUAGGAUUCCAAGCUUUGAACAAUGCCAGGUUAGUUUGGGUAGGGUCAGAGGAGUUGUUAGUUGAUGAUUCAUUGUACAAGUGGUGCUUCCAAGACUCUGGAGUGAUCAAGUUGCAAUUUGUACACCACAUCAAAGCCAAUGAACCAGAAAAGUUGAAUCCACACUUAUACAGAAUCAAGGAUCAAGCAAUUUACACAAUUGGUGUUUCUGAAUACAAGGACGGUAAAUGGGUUCCGUUUGAAGUAAAGAAUGAGGGUGAGCAGUUGCAAUUGUCAUUUAAAAUGUUGGACCCAUACCAAAGAUUGAAUUUGAGUCCGUUGGGCCCAGUUAGCGCUACUGAAAACAGUAAUGAGUUGGAUGCUUAUGCAUACUUUGUCAACUUUACUGUACCCGACCACCAUGGUAUGUUUACAUUCGAGUUGGACUAUAAACGCAAUGGAUUGAGCUACAUCUUGGAUAAAAAAGUUGUGACAGUUAGACACUUGGCCAAUGAUGAAUUCAAGAGAUCAUGGGAUAUCUCAAACUCGUGGUUAUACAUCGCAAGUACUAAAUCGCAUAGUUUAACAGCUCGUGUUAACAUCGGAAGCGAUGACACUUCUCAUGACAACAAUGCCAAUACCGAAUCAAAUACUCAAGAACGAUCAACAACGUCGAUUUUGAAAUCUAAGCGGAUCUUGCCUACAGUGGGACAAAAUACAACAACGAUCAAAUUCGAAGCUUCGGAUAAACUGUCACCCUUUGCAUCUCAAUUCAAAAAUAUUAAUCUUAAAUUUUGGGAUUUGGGAGGUCAGCGAUCAUUACGAAAUAUGUGGUCCAGAUAUUACAAACAAUGUCAUGGGAUUAUAUUCAUUAUCGAUUCAACCGAUACCGAGAGAUUUCAAGAGUGCUAUGAAACAUUGAUUGAAAUAGCUCAUGAUGAUAGCUGGCUUAUAUCGGGAGACAAUGAUGCUGAGCAGACUAUAGGCAUAGAUGGGACGGUUAAUGUUCCGAUUUUGAUGCUUGCUAAUAAGCAAGAUCUACCACAGGCAGUUGAUUUAGUGAGCUUAAAGACGGGAGUUUUUAUUAAAUUGGUGAGCGAAUUAGAAGCUACGGAUUCGAAGCUUUUGCCUGUUAGUGUGUUGGAGAACCAGGGGUUGAAGGAGAGCUUGGAGUGGUUGGUGACGCGGUUGAUUUAUAAUAAAAGCAACAAAGUUCCGCAGUACAGCUAG